Molecule: messenger RNA, 2966 nt
Organism: Aethalodelphis obliquidens (Pacific white-sided dolphin)
Lineage: Eukaryota; Metazoa; Chordata; Mammalia; Artiodactyla; Delphinidae
Gene: SPDEF
Product: SAM pointed domain containing ETS transcription factor
Exons: 5
Coding region: 1374-2471 (365 amino acids)
Biological process (GO): regulation of transcription by RNA polymerase II; cell differentiation
Cellular component (GO): nucleus
Molecular function (GO): sequence-specific DNA binding; DNA-binding transcription factor activity, RNA polymerase II-specific
Source: RefSeq, a predicted model, not a curated record
GUUCCUCAAAAGUUCCUAGGUGGUGCUGAUGCGGCUGGUCCCGGCACCACAUUUUGAGAACACUGUUUAAAAUGUAAAUACCCCCAAGAAAGGACACACAUUAACUUGCCCUUAGCAGGUUUACCUGCUCCUUUCCUCCUUUCGGAAUGAUCCCCUGUGUUAUGGGGAACAUACGUUGUUGGUAAUCUUCCACCUCUGUCCUGAUUUAUUCUUGAGUUUUGAGUCCACAAAUCAUGGAAAUAUCCCAGGGACCCCAGUUCUUUGGUGUAUGUACAUCUCGCAAGUUCCCUGCCUCACCCAAACCACGGACUCCAAUAUGGGGCUCAGAGAAAAGGGUCCAGGGGAAACAGAGCCUGGGGACCCGGGGGGAGGGACACUGUAGUUCCUCGCGUUGAGGCCAAAUGGUGCCCCUCGGGAGGCAUUGGGGCGGCAGGUAGGAGAGGAGUGGGGUCUGACUUGCUGAGGGACUCAUUUGUCCCCCAGGGCCUGGACCUUCUGACCAGCCCCUGCAGCUGUGGGGAAAGUGGGCCUGUAGGUCUGCACCUGGCACCUCCCACCUUGGGAGCUGUGAGUUCUUCUGGGCGUGAGGGGAGAGAAGAGGGCCUGGGAGCUGGGAGGGGCUGGGGAAGCACCUUUCAGGAAAGGACAAGGAGGGUGGGUACCAGGAACCCAGCCCUGAGUAGGGGCGGGGCCAAGCACACCUGUACGUUGUUGUUCAGUGACCACCUCAGCAGCCGGGAAUUUAUUCGCACCCACCAAGUGGCCCUGUGGGGGAGGAAGGGGACCCGCCUCCCCAACCUGGGAGGAGAUUCUACCCUGCCACACCCCUCACUUGCUCCUUUCAUUCUUCACCCGGUUGGUGGAGAUGAUGGUGACCUUCUCCCUUCCCUACCCCCUCCAAGGGCAGAGUAAAAGAAAACAAGCUUUGCCACAGCAGAAAAGAUUAGGUUAGCCCUUAGAAGGAGCUUCCUCAACAGGACAGGGGACUGGGAUCUGGGUGGGGGCCGGCCCAGGGACAGAGGGCUGGAUAUUAAAGACUUCUUGUCCAGGCCUCAGUUUGCUCAUCUGCCAAAUGGGACUAAUUGUGCCUUCCAUCGUGAGGACUGAAAGAGGUCAAGAACCUCAGAAGAUUGUUUUAAACAGGCUACACGUGUAAAGAUUUGCUGCUCGCAGCCAACCUGGCUUCCCUGGGGAGUAAGGGAGCUGUCUGUUUACCGUCCUGCCCCCACUCCCAUCCCACUGGCUUUCCAGCCACAAGACCUGUCUACCCAGCCCUGUCCUAGCUGCCCAGUGACCCAGAAGCCCCAACUCUCUCCCAGGCCCAGCCACUGCCCGCUGGGCUCCUCAUCUCUGUAACCAGCUUAGCAGCCCCCAUGGGGAUGGGGAAGCAGCUAGGACCUGACUCUCCUUCCUUUUUUAUUUCUGUAGACGCAGCCGCCAGCCCGAGCAGCAGCGGCAUGGGCAGCGCCAGCCCGGGCCUGAGUGGCGUCCCCCCAAGCCGCCUCCUGCUGCCCCCCGACACUGUGCUACGGACUGGCCUGGAGAAGGUGGCAGUGGGAGCAGGGGCAAUGGGGCCCGAGAGACGGGACUGGAGCCCCAGCCCACCUGCCACACCUGAGCAGGGCCUGUCCACCUUCUACCUCUCCUACUUCGACAUGCUGUUCUCCGAGGACAGCAGCUGGGUGGCCAAGGGCCCCGGGGCCAGCACUCGGGAGGAGCCGCCCGACGAGCCCGAGCAGUGCCCCGUCAUCGACAGCCAAGCCCUGGGGGGCAGCCUGGACCUGGCGCCAGGUGGGCUGACCCUGGAGGAGCAUUCACUGGAGCAGGUGCAGUCCAUGGUGGUGGGCGAGGUGCUCAAGGACAUCGAGACGGCCUGCAAGCUGCUCAACAUCACGGCAGACCCCGUGGACUGGAGCCCUGGCAACGUGCAGAAGUGGCUCCUGUGGACAGAGCACCAGUACCGGCUGCCCUCCGUGGGCAAGGCCUUCCAGGAGCUGGGGGGUAAGGAGCUGUGUGCCAUGUCGGAGGAGCAGUUCCGCCAGCGCUCGCCCCUGGGCGGGGACGUGCUGCACGCCCACCUGGACAUCUGGAAAUCAGCGGCCUGGAUGAAAGAGAGGACGUCCCUGGGGGCGAUUCACUACUGUGCGUCGACCAGCGAAGAGAGCUGGACGGACAGCGAGGUGGACUCAUCCUGUUCCGGGCAGCCCAUCCACCUGUGGCAGUUUCUCAAGGAACUGCUGCUGAAGCCACACAGCUAUGGCCGCUUCAUCCGGUGGCUCAACAAGGAGAAGGGCAUCUUCAAAAUCGAGGACUCCGCGCAGGUGGCCCGGCUGUGGGGCAUCCGCAAGAACCGCCCCGCCAUGAACUACGACAAGCUGAGCCGCUCCAUCCGCCAGUAUUACAAGAAGGGCAUCAUCCGCAAGCCGGACAUCUCCCAGCGCCUGGUCUACCAGUUCGUGCACCCCAUCUGAGUGCUGCGGCCAGGCCCUGGGCCCGAACCUUGCCCUCGCCAGACCUCCCUCCUGCCUGCCCUGCCUCAGCCAGACCCUGAGCUGGGGGACAGGGCAGUCUGCUGGCAUCCGGAGUUCAAGGUCAGGGAGGGGAUGGCCCCUCGCUCCACGGGUGUCAGUGAGCUCUCUGGGGCCCAAGGGACCCCGGCGUGGGCGUGCUUUCUCUUUGGGCCUGACUGCUCCUGCGCCCAGUCCACUGGAGGACGGCGGAAGCCAGGGCUGUUCUCAGUGUUCAUGGCACCCCAGGGAAGGCCCUCCCUCCACCCAGCCUCUGACCCCAGAAGUUCCAGAGCAGAGCCGACAGCACGGCAGUGACUUGGCCAAGGCCACUCGCAGUCCAGUGCCCUCUGCCACCCAUUCUGUACCAUGCCUGGCAUGGUGCGGGGACAUCUACACCCCCAAGUUGGGAAGCCAGGGGUGCCCUGGGGAUGGAUAAUAAAGAUACUAGAGAAUUGA